Molecule: messenger RNA, 1998 nt
Organism: Aspergillus steynii IBT 23096
Lineage: Eukaryota; Fungi; Ascomycota; Eurotiomycetes; Eurotiales; Aspergillaceae
Exons: 4
Coding region: 1-1998 (665 amino acids)
Biological process (GO): DNA-templated transcription
Cellular component (GO): nucleus
Molecular function (GO): DNA-binding transcription factor activity, RNA polymerase II-specific; zinc ion binding; DNA binding
Source: RefSeq, a predicted model, not a curated record
AUGUCGCUUGCAUCGGCCGGUCCCCGUAGGUACAUGAGCAAAGCCCAACGAGCAUGCGACUUUUGCCGGUCUCGAAAGUCCGCCUGUCAAAUCGAUACCGUUCCCCCAUGUCGUCUGUGCAGAGCUCACAGACAACCUUGUGAGUUUACGGACCGUAUAGUCCGGAGGAGAAGACCGAUUGCUGAAAGAAGAUUAUCGACAUCUCCAAUUUCGAGCAAUGAGAUGGCUACUCAAGAGCAAUUGCACGAAGACGUUGUGCAACCACAGCAUCUGGACUUUUUACCGGUGACCGGAAGCCCUUUUGCGCUUGAGUCAUCAACCCUCGGGGACCAACUGAUGGGUUUCGAUUUGGAAAAGGAGCUCGAUGAUGGUCUACAUGGCUCUUCGGUCCCCGCUGGGGGAGAUCAAUCCAUAAUGGAUGAUCUGAUGCUGAGUAUUUAUGACGACCAGGGGUUAUCACGCUUUGAUACGAUUCCUAGAUCGGCUCAAAUACCACUUGAUAGUAAUCUGUCAGUGGCGUCUCAACUUUGCGGUCUGACGGGAGAUAUGGAUCCUUAUCUAUUACGGCAUUACCAGUUCGACGAGAAGUCGGAGUUUGCUUUCUCGAAGCUUACUGUACGCGCUGUGCAGGAUACUGGAGUGCCGGUUCAAUUUCUAUUGUCAAAACCAAAUCCAAGUAUAGAUUCAAGAGACCAGGUUCUAUCCCAUAUUCAGGAUGGGCAAUUACCGGCCUUAUCGCAGAUUGUUCCCGCGGAAAUCGGGGAGCGGUUAAUUAAGCUAUUCAUUCGAUUUAUAAAUCCACAAUUCCCCAUAUUAUCCGAGGAAAACCUUCCCAAUCCGUCAAAUGCCCCGUGUAAUUUAUUGGCGGCGAUCUACUCAAUCACCCAGCCAUUUACGGCUUUUGACGACUACUUAUGUAUUGAGCUUGUUUAUAGCCCUCCAUCGCCAGAAGUUCUAUUCAAGAUUGCGUGGAACGCGCUCAAUAAUGCACUCUCGGAACCUACGAUAUCCUCCUUACAAGCUGCUCUUAUUUUGCUUUUACAGCCACCUGAAAACCCCCUUGUACUUGACAGUGCCGGGAAAUGGGCUCUACUGGGUAUGACCGUAUCGAUGGCUCAGACACUAGGCUUGCAUCUUGACCCAUGUCAUUGGAAUAUACCAACGGAGGAAGUCCGCACCCGACAGCGAUUGUCAUGGAUUACCUACACCGUCGACAAAUGGCUCGCUUCCAGCUUUGGUCGACCCAGUCAUAUCUCAAAGAAUGACUGGAUGAUCAUUGAGCUUCCCUCAACGAGUAUAGGCACUAAAACAACUGAUAAUAGCGAAGAAUCAUACACCUAUCAAUUCUUAAAGCUCACCACCAUAUUAGACAAGAUAUUAACUGAUCUUUACUCUUUACGCUCAAUAUCCACUCUAUCCAAAGAUUUCCGUUUAACUAUAUCCAUCGCUCGUCCAAUCAUGCAAGAACUCACAAUGUGGCACGCCAACCUCCCACCCUCCAUGAUGAUCGACUCCACAAACGAGUAUAGAACCACCGUCUCCGACAACUCAGCAUCCCUACAAAUCGCCUACCAGUCCCUCAAAAUCCUCGUUCUUCGCGCAUUGCUACGUCCAUUCAACAACGCAUCCCCGAGCCCAGAGGAUACAGAGGAAUGGCACGCCGCGAAAUCGCAGAUCCUCAAGACGGCGUCCGUCGAGGCCGACGCAGCCCUAAGCCUUGUUUCGUCUUUCAGGCCAGUGCAUUACCAAGCUUUUUGGGCUUCUUGGUCUAAAACCUCGUUCGCGCUAAUCACAAACCUUCUGUUUCUUCUCGCGGUCACGGUGCAUCAGGAGGGGGUGGGAAGUGGAGAAGAGUAUAAGAAGCGACGGGAAGCUCUUGAUCAGGCCCGCUCGAUCUUUCGAUUACAUGCGAAGAGUCUGGAUAUGAUUCGCUUUGCGCUUCUUCGGAUCGAUGCGGUGUUUUGGAUUGGAUGGGAAAAGGUCUUGGGGUUCCCAUGA